GAGAGGCGAGGCGAGGCGCCGGCUCUUCCUCCUCCUGCAUCCCCAUCGGAGCCUCCAUCGGGAAGCAGAUCAAGCCAAAGAGGAGGAGGAAAAGGAGGAGGAAGAUCGCAGCCAUGGAGGAGCCCGGCGUUUGAUGGCAAGACGGAGAGAACCAGGGAGCAAGCAAGGAAGCCCAGUGCUUGGGCGCAUGGCCAUCCCUUGCCUUGAAACCCCCCAGCCCCCCGGAGCCCAUAAGCCGCCACUGGGGUGGUCAUCGGGCCAGGUGGGAUGGCUGCGUCGGGACCCAUGGAAAGUGACUGUUGCAUUGACCAGGGAAUGGUGGCCCUGAAUGGAUGUGAAUCUGGAAUGUCAAGGAGAGCUGGAAGAAAUGAUCCGACUAAUGAAAAUGGAUCUGAGGAAGCUGGAGCAGGUCUGGCUGUGAAGUUGAUGAUCGUUUGAAAGUGGCUUGUAUAUCUUACCAUGGAAAGGCUGGUCCUCUCCCUGCUGGUUAUGGGCACUGUGGUGAAGGCCAUGGUGUGUCCUCCACGCUGCAGAUGCCAGGCUCUCUCCCCUUCAAUCACCAUCCUCUGCACCAAGACAGGGCUGCUUUUUGUCCCUCCUAGCAUUGACCGGCGGACGGCUGAGCUCCGUCUGAUGGACAACUUCAUCACCAGCCUGCGGCGGAGGGAUUUUGCCAACAUGACGAACCUGAUUCACUUGACCUUGUCCAGGAAUACAAUCAGUCAGAUCAUGCCUUACACCUUUUUUGAUCUCAAAGGCCUUCACGCAUUACACCUGGAUAGUAACCGCCUGACCUCCAUUGGCGAGGAUCACUUCAAAGGGUUAAUCAAUCUUCGCCACUUGAUCCUGAGUAAUAACCAAUUACACUACAUUUCAUCUGGGUCUUUUGAGGAUUUCAUUGACAUAAUUGAGGAUCUGGAUCUAUCCUAUAAUAACCUUGUUCAUGUUCCUUGGGAAACGAUUGGGAGGCUUUCAAAUGCCAACACGAUCAGCUUGGAUCAUAACCUCAUAGAUUUUGUACCAGAAGGAAUUUUCUCAGAACUUCACAAACUGGCUCGGCUGGACAUGACCUCCAACAAAUUGAAAAAGAUCCCCCCUGAUCCCCUCUUUUCCCGCAUCCCUGUCUAUGCCAAGCCAAAGGGAUCCCCUUUGUCCUCCUUGGUGCUGAGCUUUGGGGGGAACCCCUUGCACUGCAAUUGUGAACUCGUGUGGCUGCGGCGUCUGACCAGGGAAGAUGAUCUGGAGACAUGCGCCUCCCCUCCAGAACUGAUGGGUAAGUACUUCUGGACCAUUCGAGAGGAGGAGUUUGUUUGUGAGCCUCCCAUGAUUACUCACAAGACCCCCAAGCAGGUGGUCAUGGAAGGAGAGAGCGUUUCCUUGAAAUGCAAAGCUGUAGGUGACCCAGAGCCAUACGUCCGCUGGAUUUCACCUGUGGGGAAGCUAGUCUCCAACACUUCCAGAACGGUUUCUUAUGAGAAUGGGACUCUGGAUAUUUUGGUGGCUUCUGUGGAGGAGAAAGGGGAGUUUACUUGCAUUGCAUCCAAUGCUGCUGGGGUCUCCACUGCCCCCGUUGAACUCUCCGUCAAACCUUACCCUCACCUGGCUAAUAGUACCAACUGCGAUAAGGAAGCUGACCCAGGACCCUCAGACAUUCUUAUUUCUGCCAAGUCGAGCUUCCCCAAUGAAACCAAAUCUCACCAAGAGAGGAAGGUGGUGGUGGUUGAGCUGACCUCUUCCUCUGCUCUCAUCCAGUGGCCUUCCCAGCACCACAUCCCAGGAAUACGAAUGUUCCAGAUCCAGUACAACAGCUCUGCUGAUGAGAUCUUGGUGUACAGGAUGAUUCCAGCUGCCAGCAAGUCCUUCUUCUUGACAGAUCUGGUUGCUGGGCGUGACUAUGACCUUUGUGUCCUUGCUGUUUAUGAUGAUGGCGUGACGUCUCUGACAGCAACCAUGGUGGUUGGAUGUGUGCAGUUCACCACAGAGGAGGAAUAUCGGCAGUGCCGCUCCCUCCAUGCCCAGUUCCUUGGUGGGACUAUGAUCAUCAUCAUUGGAGGCAUUAUCGUGGCAUCUGUUUUGGUCUUCAUCUUCAUUCUUCUGAUGAAAUACAAAGUUUACACCAACCAUCACAAAAACAAAACCACAAAAGUGACCAAUGUUUGUUCUCAGACCAAUGGCAGCCAAAGCGGCUCUGUCGCCCACUCCAGCUCCAAGCUAGCAGAGGGGCUGCAGCGGGAAUGUUCGGGGCUGCCCCAGAGAGGCAAAAGCGUCCUCAGUCUGGAGUGUGAACGCGGCACACCGACGGAGGUGACGGGCCCUUUACGAAGUGAAGCCUUCUCUCAGUAGCCACGCUGAGCCCCUAAAGAGUGUGGCCCCAAACUGAAACUGGUUGUGGUUGCAUUUUAAGCUUCACUACUAUUGUCUAUUUUUAAGAUCAGAUGGUUUAAAAACUAUUUUUUUAAUCUGUAAAAGCUCUUGCAUUCUUAACUAUUUUUGUUGCACAAUAUUAAAUAUAAAGUGUGUGAUUUGCAAGGGUUUUCUUUUAAAAUCAUUCUUAGAUAACAUACCUUAGCAGUCAGGUUUGGAUCGGUGCCGG
Messenger RNA from Sceloporus undulatus (fence lizard), 2593 nucleotides. RefSeq names its product leucine-rich repeat and fibronectin type III domain-containing protein 1-like protein. The record is from RefSeq and is a predicted model, not a curated record. NCBI's taxonomy places the organism in Eukaryota, Metazoa, Chordata, Lepidosauria, Squamata, Phrynosomatidae. Gene Ontology annotation, molecular function: protein binding. The transcript has 4 exons. Bases 460 to 2343 code for a protein of 627 amino acids.